Cherax quadricarinatus is the source of this 3345-nucleotide messenger RNA. It is a transcript of the gene Art7, whose product is annotated as arginine methyltransferase 7. The record is from RefSeq and is a predicted model, not a curated record. NCBI's taxonomy places the organism in Eukaryota, Metazoa, Arthropoda, Malacostraca, Decapoda, Parastacidae. Gene Ontology annotation, molecular function: protein-arginine omega-N monomethyltransferase activity. Gene Ontology annotation, biological process: peptidyl-arginine methylation.
GAGUUUAUCAUAAGGUAAUAUUUGCAGGCAUCCUCAGUAAUGUCUUCUGCUAACACGUGAGGUACUUUUGUCAUGAUGAUGUGAUGCUACAACGACUGCAGUGGUUGCUCUCUCUCCAAGCAAGUCCUACAUAUAGUAGGUGGCCUGUGACUAAAGAAAGCAAAUCAUGUUUUGGAUCUAUUAGCAGAAGGAAGAACAAAUUAGGUUUUAUUUUAUCUUCACUUGAAGACAAAGACACCUUCAUUGGAUCUAAUUUUUUCCCGUUCUUAUCAAAGUUGCAUAGUGGAAGAAGGAUGAGUGUGUUCACUCAGCAACUCAACCCUAUAACAGGGAAGCUUGAGUGGGGGAUACAGCCUGAAGACUAUGACUACAAGCAGGAGGUGGCACGUUCUGCAUAUGCUGACAUGCUACAUGACCAGGAGAGGAAUGAUAAAUAUUUUGAAGGAUUGCGGCGAUCAAUAGAAGAACUGCGAAGACGUGGACAAGAGGUGCACGUACUAGACAUUGGCACAGGUACUGGGCUGCUCUCUAUGAUGGCAGUGUCAUGUGGGGCAGACUCAGUGACAGCAUGUGAGGCAUUUCAUCCUAUGGCUGAGUGUGCAAGGAAAGGAUUAAAAGCAAAUGGAUUUGCAGACAAGGUUCAUCUAGUUCCCAAGCGAUCAACAGAAAUUGAAGUUGGUCCAGGCAAAGAUAUGGAGAGGAGAGCUAACCUGCUCGUUGCUGAGGUCUUUGACACAGAACUAAUUGGUGAAGGAGCUAUUGACACCUAUCGACAUGCAAGGGAUGUUUUGUUGACAGAAGAUGCACUUUUAGUUCCAUCUGAGGGUACAGUAUAUGCUCAAGUAGUUUCAUCAAAGAUGCUUCAAAGAUGGAAUCGUAUUCAGCCCGUUACCAGAGUUAAACCUGGGACAAAGGAACGAGAGGUGUUGGUGUCAGUGCCAGUAUGUGUACAGCAGUGUCCAGGUGCAGCAGCUGUGCAUGAUCUACAGUUGUCUCAAGUGCCACAAGAAUGGUUUACACCCAUGUCACAUCCACUCCCUGUACUCUGGUUUGACUGGAGUGGCAGAAAGAAGGACAUAUCUUGCGAUGAAAUAACUCGUGUAAAGUUUGAAACCCUGGCAUCUGGAGACUGUGAUGCUGUACUUAUGUGGUGGGAUCUGCGGAUGGACCAGGAUGGGGAAGUCAUGCUUAGUUGUGCUCCAUACUGGGCACAUCCUAACCUUGUCGACAAAUGCUGGAAAGGAAGCAGUGAAGACAUUCCUUGGAGGGAUCACUGGAUGCAGGCAGUGUACUAUCUGCCACAACCUCGCACAGUGCUUCAAGACACUACACUCACACUACUUUCUGCACAUGAUGAAUACAGUCUUUGGUUUAACAUUCAGAAAGAUGAGAGUGAAUGUGUAUGUGAAGAACGCCCAGUAUGUGAGUGUGGUAUUCACAUUGUAAACUCCCGAACUCGUCUUGGGCAACUCAAUGAUCCUCGUAGAAUAGAAAUCUAUGUUCGAGUCUUAGAACGAUAUAUUAAAUCUGACAGUGUCUGCUUAGCCUUAGGAGAUGGCUGCUUAAUGGCUAUAGCAGCUGCUAAGUUAGGAGCCCGCCAUGUUUAUAUGACAGAGGGAAGUGAUGCUAAUAGAAGAGUGAUGCAGGAGUUCAUUAUGGCAAAUGAUGUUCAACACAAAGUUUCUAUAUUAUCCGAGGAUGUUAGUGAUACGUCCGUGGAUCAGUUGGUGUCACCGGCAACAGUAACAUUUAGUGAGCCAUUCUUCUCAACAUCUCUCUUACCUUGGCACUCAAUGUACUGUUGGUACCUACGUAACAGUUGCCUGCAUCUCUUAGCUCCCGGGGCCAUCAGAACACCUGCCACUGUCAAAAUCUGGGGUAUACCUGUGCAAUACAGAGACCUAUGGAAAAUUAGGGCACCACUCAGUCAGUGCAGUGGAUUUAAAAUGGACAUAUUUGAUAAGCUUAUUGAGUCAGCAUGUGAAGAAGCAGAUGAGAGAGUUGAGCCUCAGCCUCUCUGGGAAUAUCCAGCAAAAGCCCGUGGGGAUCCGGUCUGCCUUCUCACAUUAGACCUGGCUGCAACCAUUCCUGACAGCCCUUUAAUAUGUGCUGACUCUGUCACAUUGCCAAGUCCUGGUCUGGUCAAUGGCAUGGCUCUCUGGGCAGAUUGGCAUAUGACUGACCAACUUGAGGAUAUCCUAACCACAGGCCCAGUACAACCAGUUAUAUUAGAUCAGUAUAUCAGUUGGGAUGUAUACAGCCGACAAGGUGUCUACCUCUUCAGAGAACCAGUCACUGUUGACAAAGUGCAGCCAUACAGGCUCCAUUAUUCUGUCACAUUCCAGCCCUGUGAUGGGACACUGAUGUUUGAUUUCCAGUUAAAGAACCAAACAAUUUCUAAUGUACACAGUAAUAGUUGAUCUGACAGAGAAGCAUAUUAUGAGUACUGUAUUUUAUAAUUAAAAUAAAUUAUUUAUUCUGUUUUUAUAGUACUAAAAUUUUUAUUAAUCGAAAGAAGUGACAAGAACCAGAGAAUUACUUGGUAUUGAAAGAAGUAACUCAUUAAGCUUUGGGCAUCCUCUUGUUUCUGAAAGCUUAUGGCAGUGUAAAUAUAAAUAUAUGCAGUUACCAUAGCAUGUGGAUGAUUGCAAGCCUUAUAGCAUGAUAGAAUUGAUGCUUGGAAUGGGAUUAUUUUUUUGUGUACAUGUUUAAGAAACAUUCCUCAUUCAUCUCUUCCAUACAUUAUACAAAACUGCGGGUUAUUUGUGUAUUGUUUCAGUGACUAUUGUGCCUUUUUGUUCUUUUUGUAUAUAAAAAAUAAAAACGAAUGCCUUGCUAUCAAAAGGCAGUCGGGUAAAUGGUUGUGUAUUUUUUCCUAUAAGAAGUAUAUUGCCCAGCAAGUUGGGUUUACAUAUAUCAAUUUUUACUUUCUAAAAGAGAGAGUCUGCAUCACUUAACCCUUAAACUGUCCAAACGUAGAUCUACGUUUGCACGCAUAGCACUCCGAACGUAGAUCUACAUUCGAUUUUACAUUGUUUCUCUUGUAAAAAAAAGCGUAGAUCUACGUUUGGAGCGCUAUGCGUGCAAAGUAGAUAUACGUUUGGACAGUUUAAGGGUUAAGGAACCUAUAUCAUUGAUAAUACAUUAAGGAAUAUCAGGCAAACCUUACAUGCAUUAGACAGAAUUAAGCUCUAUUACUACAGUACUGUAUUUAGUGAAGUUAAUGUUAAUAAGGCUUAGGUUAAGUUUUCAUGCAAAUUUAAAAAUUUGCUUACGACGUCAAUUCAUGUAAAUAUAUGUUACCCCAUUUGUUAAAGUUUUCAAAUAAAUUUGUAAUAAAAUUUA